Molecule: messenger RNA, 1269 nt
Organism: Meloidogyne enterolobii
Lineage: Eukaryota; Metazoa; Nematoda; Chromadorea; Rhabditida; Meloidogynidae
Source: the annotation of a GenBank genome assembly
AUGCCCCAAGAAAUUAUGGAGGUUGUGGAGCAAAAUCAAACAAUUGACUUGACAGCCGAUAAAGAUGGAGGGGUUUUGAAGACUAUAAUAAAGCAAGGAAUUGAUUUAAAUAAACAUCCGAGGAAAGGCGACACAGUUUUUAUUCAUUAUACUGGAACAAUUAAAUCAACUGGAAAAAAGUUUGAUGAUAGCAGAGCUCGUGACCAACCUUUUUGUUGUUCUUUGGGACGUGGACAUAUAAUUAAAGCUUUGGAUCUUUGUCUUAUCACUAUGUGCAAAGGAGAAGUUGCCCGUUUAGAAUGUCUUCCAAAAUAUGCUUAUGGACAUUCUGGAUCGCCUCCAAAAAUUCCAGGAAAUGCAACUUUAAUUUUCGAGAUUGAACUUCUAAGUUUUGAAGGGGAAGAUUUAAGCCCUGAUCGUAAUGCAUUAAUUACAAAAUCAAUACUCAAAGAUGGAAAAGGGAAAUAUGAUUGUCCUCCUGAACAUGGAAAAGUUAGAGUUCAUAUUUGUGGAAAAACUGGAAAAGGCGAAAACGAACGCAUUUUCUACCAAAAAACGCAUUUGGAAUAUACUUUGGGUGAAGGAUUGGAAUAUGGUUUACCUAAAGGUGUUGACAUAGCAAUUCGAAGAAUGAAUCGAGGGGAAAAAGCAAUUGUUACUUUAAGAGGACAUUUUGCCUACGGAUUAGACCCGCCCCCAUAUUAUCAAAUUGAUAAAAUGGCUGAAGUGAAUUUUACAAUUUUCCUUAAAGGAUAUGAAAAGAUGAGAGCAAAUUGGGAAUUAAAUGAUGAAGAAAAACUUGAAAGAGCCCAAAAUUUUAAAGAUUUGGGAAACGAAUUUCUUAAGGCUGGGAAAUACAAUGUUGCUUUAAAUAAGUAUUCUGCAAUAAUUUAUUUAAUGGAACAUGCAAAAUCUAUGAAAUCUGAAGAAAAAGGAGGGAAGGAAAUGGCUGAGAAUUUUCAACAAAUGUUCUUUUUUGGUUUGUUAAAUAGUGCUCUAGCAAGUCUGAAAAUGGGAGAUACACUCGAGGCUAUUAAAUUUUGUGACAAAGUUUUGGAGAAAAAUUCGACGAAUGUUAAGGCAUUGUAUCGAAAAGCACAGGCCUAUCAACAAAGACAGGAUUACGACGAUGCUAUUAAUUAUUUUAAAAAAGUUUUGGAAAUUGAACCAGAAAAUAAAGCUUCUGCUCAACAAAUUAUUGAAUGUAAUAAUCAAAAACUUGCAGUUGCUGAACAUCAACGAAAAAAAUUUAAAGGAAUGUUUGGUUAA